Symbiodinium natans is the source of this 492-nucleotide messenger RNA. The record is from the annotation of a GenBank genome assembly. Lineage: Eukaryota; Dinophyceae; Suessiales; Symbiodiniaceae.
AUGCAGAGUGGCUUUCUUGCAGACUUGGUCAGGCCAGGCGGAGUGUCUCCGUAUGGCCAGGCCUUCUACGCCGUGGCGGGCCCCGAGGCUCGAGGGCAAAGGUCUCAGCGCGUGAAAACAGUCUUGGCUGUGAGACAGGCGGACCCGGAGAUCACCUUCUUCUACAUUCCCGACCACCAGGCAUUCGGCAGUAGCGCCUCCCCAUGCCUCCACGAGUUCUCAUAUCGGAUCGUCAGCGAGGAUGCCGAGACGGAGGCCGCGUACCACCGGGCGCUGGCCGCAGCUGGGGAGGCCUGCGACUCCAUCGACCUGCAGGCCGGGGACGCGCUGCUCAUCGACAACACGCGCUGCAACCACGCGCGCACGGCCUUCGAAGCGCAGCAGGAUGGAACCGACCGGUGGUUGCUGAAGACCUUCGUGUCCAGAGGUGGCUGGCGGCGAUCCGACUCUUCCGCUUCCUUGGAAUGGCCCAGCUUCCUGGCAAAGCCGUGA